This is a messenger RNA of Etheostoma cragini (Arkansas darter), 688 nucleotides long. RefSeq names its product cytochrome c oxidase subunit 6B1. The record is from RefSeq and is a predicted model, not a curated record. Gene Ontology annotation, cellular component: mitochondrion; respiratory chain complex IV. The transcript has 4 exons. The coding region runs from base 233 to 493 and encodes 86 amino acids. Lineage: Eukaryota; Metazoa; Chordata; Actinopteri; Perciformes; Percidae.
ACACCAAGCUGCACCUGUGGUGUAAUUCAUCCCGUUUACCUCUCAGUAGACACACUUCACUUAAACAGCUGUGUUGCCUGUCGUUUCAAUGUGACCCGCGUCCGCCAUAUCGGUGUGAUAGCACGGCACGGCUGCAACAUGCGCGCGUGCUUAUCAGAGGAACGUACACUUUCACCGGAAGGUAUAAAAGUCACUCAGAGCUCGAGCCAGCAACUGCUACAAAGAGGUGAAAAUGGCUGAGGACAUUAAGACCAAACUUGAGAACUAUCGCACUGCUCCCUUUGAUGCCAGAUUCCCUAACCAGAACCAGACCAGGAACUGCUGGUCCAACUACCUGGACUAUCAUCGCUGCCAGAAAGUUCUGGAUGCCAAAGGAGUGGACACCACCCCAUGUGACUGGUACAAGAGGGUCUACAAAUCCCUCUGCCCAUUAUCCUGGAUCCAGAAAUGGGAUGACCAGAGAGAAGAAGGGACCUUUCCAGGAAAAAUCUGAGUGCCAUUUCCAAAGCUGUUGGACUGCAAAGAUGUAAUCUUCUCAGCUAAAUGUUUGUAUAAGUGGUGGGAGUCCACGUGGCCCCAUUACCACCUUUCCACUGCUGAUGUUCUAUAACUAAAUAGUCAUUCCUUACAAAUACUAUGAAAUGUAAAGCAGAUUCUGCAUUAAAGUAUCUGAGGAUAUAUUUAUGUA